This is a messenger RNA of Xenopus laevis (African clawed frog), 1157 nucleotides long. It is a transcript of the gene chmp2b.L, whose product is annotated as charged multivesicular body protein 2B L homeolog. The record is from RefSeq and is marked provisional. Gene Ontology annotation, cellular component: late endosome membrane; cytosol. Gene Ontology annotation, biological process: vacuolar transport. NCBI's taxonomy places the organism in Eukaryota, Metazoa, Chordata, Amphibia, Anura, Pipidae.
UGCAGCGGCUAGACCGGUUCCUGGUUUGCCCUGUGAAUAAGGAAAUAGCUCGGGAGAGACACAGAGAGGAGACAUGGCCUCCCUAUUCAAGAAGAAGACCGUGGACGAUAUAAUCAGGGAGCAGAAUAAGGAGUUAAGAGGAACGCAGAGGGCCAUAACCAGAGACCGUGCGGCCUUGGAGAAACAAGAAAAACAGCUGGAAAUGGAAAUAAAGAAGAUGGCAAAGACGGGUAACAAAGAUGCAUGCAGAGUACUGGCCAAGCAGCUGGUACAGCUCCGUAAGCAAAAAACUCGCACGUACGCCGUCAGUUCUAAAGUCACAUCCAUGUCAACCCAGACCAAAGUUAUGAGCUCCCAGAUGAAGAUGGCCGGCGCUAUGUCAACAACAGCUAAAACAAUGCAAGCAGUAAACAAAAAAAUGGACCCACAGAAAACCCUCCAAACCAUGCAGAACUUCCAGAAAGAAAACAUGAAAAUGGAAAUGACAGACGAAAUGAUCAACGACACGCUGGAUGAUAUUUUCGAUGCAUCUGAAGAUGAAGAAGAAAGCCAAGACAUCGUGAACCAGGUGUUGGAUGAAAUUGGAAUUGAAAUCUCAGGAAAGAUGGCAAAAGCCCCAUCAGCAGCCAAAGGUCUACCAUCUACAUCUGCCGCCAAAUCUAAAGGCAUCUCGGACGAAGAGAUUGAGCGACAGCUGAAGGCACUGGGCGUGGAUUAACUCUUAUUAUUAUCCCUUUACUUCCCAUUACGCCGAGGGAAUACGGGCAACGCUACCUACGCAACUGAACAGUAUCUGCUUUGUAGAAGAGCAAUAUAUUUUUUAAAAGAGAAGGAUUGAUAGAAGCAUUGCAGUUUCUGUUCACUAAUGGACUCUUCCAGGGACGUGUAUAAUAAUAAUAAUAAUAAUAAGUGUAAAUAGAGCCAUCAUUAACUGUAUACAUACAAAAAAAAACGUAAGUUUCCUUGUAACAUUUUCUCCUCUAGGCAUGUGCGUUUUUAUUUCAACCAAUGAAAAUCAUUAUAGUAUUGAAGACAUGGCGAUUCUUUUACUUCUGUACCAUUCUGUACCAGAACAUUUCAAAGCAAGAUAUGGGCAAUUUAAUUAUAUAAAAAUACAAAAAUAAAACAAGGUGCAUUGUGCAAAAAAAAAAAAAAAA